Messenger RNA from Bipolaris victoriae FI3, 273 nucleotides. RefSeq lists its product as hypothetical. Lineage: Eukaryota; Fungi; Ascomycota; Dothideomycetes; Pleosporales; Pleosporaceae. The transcript has 2 exons. The coding region runs from base 1 to 273 and encodes 90 amino acids. The record is from RefSeq and is a predicted model, not a curated record.
AUGUGCAGACAAGUACCAGGAAUCAACCAGAUUGAAGCAAACAAUGACAAAAAGCUAGGUUCCUCUAUCUUCUGUUCUUUUUGUUUAGGAGUUCUACUCAUUGUGCACUGCAGGCGGGGUCAAAGCUUCAGAGUACGGUUUGUGCCAAUUGUGUGCUUGAUGUUGAACUUUGUCAUUGCACAAUCAACUGCCGAGUCCAAAAACCUUGCGGUACAGCACUGUGACAUAUUCCGAAGGGUACCCCACUGCGGUCCGAACUCUGCACUUUGUUAG